Rhipicephalus sanguineus (brown dog tick) is the source of this 1148-nucleotide messenger RNA. Its product is annotated as pancreatic triacylglycerol lipase-like. Gene Ontology annotation, molecular function: lipase activity. The transcript is spliced from 8 exons. The coding region runs from base 45 to 1148 and encodes 367 amino acids. NCBI's taxonomy places the organism in Eukaryota, Metazoa, Arthropoda, Arachnida, Ixodida, Ixodidae. The record is from RefSeq and is a predicted model, not a curated record. Gene Ontology annotation, biological process: lipid metabolic process.
ACUCUUGUUGCCAACUUCUUUUGGGUGGCGCUAACUUCGCUUUGAUGUCCAUGGACGUCGCUGGAUUCUGGGUAAGGCUUACGGCCUUACUCUCGGUUUUCGACACAAACAAAAGAGCGAACUCGGGCCCAUCACUUGACACCCGGUUCCGGCUGUUCACGCGCCAGAACCCCCACAAGCCUUACUUCUUGGUCGCCGCAGAGCGCGACAGCAUCCUGAACUCCACGUUCAGCGCAAAAUGGGACACCAAGAUAUACAUCCAUGGAUACCUCAACAGCGGGAAGCUACUCGCACCAGAAAUGGAGCUGAAGGACCGGUUCCUUGUUCGUGGCGACUACAAUAUUAUCAUGGUGGACUGGGGCCGCAAGUCUCAAGACCUGUACGGCCGCGUGGUGAACCUGGUUGUUCCUGAAGUGGGACAGCAGCUGGCAGCCUUCAUCCGUGUCGUGCAGAACGUGACAGGGGCUAGCUGGAACAGCUUUCACCUGAUUGGCUGCAGCAUAGGAGCCCACGUCGCUGGCUUUGCGGGGAAGUACCUCAACGGUCAAAUCGGACGUAUAACUGGUCUGGACCCCGCCUCUCCACGCUACAAGAAUCUGCCUCCGCAAAAAAGGCUGUCACGGACAGAUGCCCAAUUCGUGGAUGUCAUUCACACAGACAUCUACGGCGUGGUGCCCUUCGGGGGCUUCGGACUGAAGGAGCCGAUCGGCCACAUCGACUUCUUUCCCAACGGCGGUGACAGGCAGCCAAACUGCUCCAGGGCGGAUCUUCUGUGCGAACACUUGCGUUCGUACGACUACUACAUGGAGACGAUUGCGACGGCCGCACCUUGCGCCAUGGUGGGCUUCGUGUGUACGGACUGGCCAUCCUUUGUGGCUGGUCGCUGCACCGACUGCGGGGCGCGCAACGACCGCUGCCUGCGGUUCGGAGAGCCCGCGGUGCAACACCGGGAGCUGAGUGACGCUUCGCGCUCGCUGCUCGUCUACCUGCGCACUGCCGGGUACUACCCGUACUGCGUGUACCACUACGAGGUGAGGUUGGAGGUGAUUGCUGAUGUGGCCAGGCGGUAUAGCCUGCACAACUCGUCGCUGACAGUCACGCUGGGACCGAAAGUACAGCUGCACGUACCUCUCGUCGUUGAUGCGUAA